GUGUGUUUAACACACAUGUAAUAGCCGAUCAAACGUUAUGUCAUCAAAGAAAAACAAAGCAAAGAAAAGAGUAAGCGAAGGAGAAGGAGAUAAGUCAUCUUUAACGGGCGAUGAAGCGGAUCUGUGUGCAGCGAGUGGCGGCUUCAUGGUCUCCGAGUUCAUAGAGAAAGGUAACGCUGAAGAUAAAAGCCCACAGCGAUGUCGUUCAUAUCUGGCACAGAUGAGUGUGAACACUAUGAAGAGUCUGAAUAUCUGCAUCGGACAACCGGUUCUGAUCACCAGCAGCACAGGGGGACAAGAGGUGUGUGUGGCAUGGCCAGUGUGCCAGUUUCCCACCAGGCGUGUUGGUCUGCAGUCCAGUGUUCAGUUAAAUCUGGGAAUCAAACCUGGAGCACAUGUUACACUUCAGCCCGUCAAUGGAGCUGUUCUGCAGGCAGAGCACAUCCGGCUGUCCCUCAGGCCAGAGGACAAAGUAAUAAAUACAGAAGAAUUCAGGAACUAUGUUCUUCAUAUGCUUGAUAGUCGAGUUGUGCUCCCAGGUAGCAGUUUGUCUUUGUCUUAUUUUGGGCGUAGUUGUAUAAUCAGGGUGGAUUCUGUGCAGGGUGUAGAUGGAGUGACUCUUUCUCCAGUAGCACCUGUCAGCGUUCAGACCCCUGUGCUAGAUAGAAACACUCUGGAUCUGUCAUCACAGCUAGAGCAACUCUCAAUCAACCAGAACAAGUUCGAACCAUCAGCCAGUACGCCCAACAGUAAACAGGACUCCUUACUUCAGACCCCUCGGUUCCCCACCACGCCCUGUAAACUCAGCGACCCAGGCAGCUUUCUAAAUUCACCUGAGCCCUCGUUCACAGACAGCCCUCUGCCGGCAGCGCCCGACAUCCCUCCAGAGUCUCCCUCUGCUGGUUGGUCCGGGUGUGACACCUUCUACUCCGUCUGCAGCUCCACGAAACUGAGCAUCUCUGACUCCUGCGGGCAGGAUGAAGGCUCAGAGGGGCAGGAGAGGUCAAAGGUCACUUACGGUAUGAUUGGCGGCCUGGGCGAUCAGCUUCAGGCCAUCAGAGAGACCAUCCAGCUGCCUCUUAAACACCCUGAACUUUUCAAAAGUUAUGGAAUCCCGCCCCCUAGAGGCGUGCUGCUGUUUGGCCCACCGGGCACAGGGAAGACUAUGAUUGGACGAGCAGUAGCCAAUGAAGUGGGAGCAUACAUGACUGUAAUCAAUGGCCCUGAAAUCAUGAGCAAGUUUUAUGGUGAAACAGAAGCCAGACUGAGGCAGAUAUUCACAGACGCAUCACAGAGGCAGCCGGCGAUCAUUUUUAUUGACGAGUUAGACGCUCUGUGUCCAAAGAGAGAAGGUGCUCAGAAUGAAGUGGAGAAACGUGUCGUCGCCACCUUGCUGACCCUCAUGGAUGGCAUCGGAUCAGAGGGUCACAGCGGACAGCUGUUGGUGUUGGGGGCAACGAAUCGUCCUCACGCGUUAGAUCCAGCCCUGAGGCGCCCCGGCCGCUUUGAUAAGGAGCUUGAGAUCGGUGUUCCCAGUGCGGGUGGCCGAAUGGAUAUCUUCCAAAAACAGCUGAGCUCAAUGCCCUGUGACAUCUCCACUGAAGAGAUGCAGGAACUAGCGGACGUGGCACAUGGAUACGUAGGAGCGGAUCUCGCUGCAGUCUGUAAAGAAGCUGGUCUACAUGCACUAAGGAGGGUUUUAGGAUCCACACCUGCUCUCUCUGAUGUCCAGGUGAUGAACAGAGUAAACGUCACGGCCUCUGACCUCAGGCUGGCCAUGACAGAGGUUAAACCCAGUGCAAUGAGAGAGGUCGCCAUUGACGUGCCAAAGGUUCGGUGGAGUGAUAUUGGUGGGAUGGAGGAAGUAAAACUGAAGCUGAAGCAGGCCGUUGAGUGGCCGCUGAAACAUCCAGAGGCCUUCAGCAGAUUGGGUAUAUCGCCCCCUAAAGGUGUUCUGCUGUAUGGACCACCCGGCUGCUCCAAAACCAUGAUCGCUAAAGCUUUAGCCAACGAGAGUCAGCUCAACUUCAUCUCUAUCAAGGGUCCAGAGUUACUCAGUAAAUAUGUCGGUGAAUCCGAGCGAUCCGUCAGAGAGGUUUUCCGAAAGGCCAGACAAGUUGCUCCAUCCAUCAUUUUCUUUGAUGAGAUCGAUGCGCUAGCUGUGUCGAGAGGAAGUUCCUCUCAAGCGGGUGGUGUUGGCAGUCGUGUGAUGGCUCAGCUCCUUACUGAGAUGGAUGGAAUCGAACAGCUUAAAGACGUCACGGUGCUCGCCGCAACCAACAGGCCUGAUAUGAUUGACAAGGCUCUGAUGCGACCGGGUCGUCUUGACCGCAUUGUAUAUGUUCCCCUUCCUGACGCGGCUACUCGAAGAGAAAUAUUUACGCUGCAGUUUCGAAACAUGCCAAUCCAUCCCAGCGUGCACCUGGAGGACCUGGUGAGCCGAACAGAGCGCUACUCGGGGGCAGAGAUAACAGCAGUAUGCAGAGAGGCGGCUCUCGGGGCAUUACAGGAGGACAUCAGAGCCGAACGUGUGACCAUCGAACAUUUCUACGCCGCCCUAGAUACAGUCAAACCCAGAAUCCCAGAGUCUCUCUUACGGUUGUACAUCAACUACCAGCAGGAACACAGCGGUACACGAGUGUAAAACAAACCGUAACAUCACUUACUAACAAUAUACAAUAAAAACACAUUCAUAGUGAA
Molecule: messenger RNA, 2700 nt
Organism: Misgurnus anguillicaudatus (oriental weatherfish)
Lineage: Eukaryota; Metazoa; Chordata; Actinopteri; Cypriniformes; Cobitidae
Gene: afg2a
Product: AFG2 AAA ATPase homolog A
Cellular component (GO): cytoplasm
Molecular function (GO): ATP binding; ATP hydrolysis activity
Source: RefSeq, a predicted model, not a curated record